UUAUUAAUAUAUAAAAAAUAUUAAAAAAAAUUUCCUUUCAGAAACAAAAUUUUUCAUUUUAAUUUUAUUAAACGAUCUGAAAAAUACGACAGGGAAUAAACAUAAAUCGUUGAUGACAUACUUCGUAAGCCAAAGAGGGACCAAGAAUACCCCUUAUUUUCUACACUUUCUCGUAGACAGGAAUUGCCAGAGAAUUGUCUGACUAUUAUUCUCUCUUUCUCUUUCUCUCUCUCUUUCUCUCUAUCUCUCUCUUUUUCUUCACUCUUUCCAAUGCUCUCGAGUUUUCCCUCGUGACUCUUAUCCGUGAUGUCGUAAAGGUCACCUCAUUGUGACGAAUCGACCAAUGCACAUGUCGGACAUAAAAUAAGUGUUUGCCCUUUUUCUUAAAAUUGGACGAGUAAUUUUUUUCUUGCUGAUCGAAGAAGAAAAGAUAUCUUCUCUUGCUUUUUGUUUUAUGAAAAUAGACAUUUCAUUUAAAAAAAAAAAAAAAAGAAAAAAGAAAAAGAAAAAAGAAAGAAAAAGCGACAAUGAAUGAACAGAAACUAUGAUCGAAAUUGAAUGAAUUUUUAUCCAAGAAGCAUUGAUCGAUUCGAUGUCAAUAUUAUUAAAAAAACAAAACAAAAAAAAAAGAAUUGUCUAACAAAUAUGUUCACAUUUUUCUCGUCGUCAUUAAUUUUUAGAAAAUUUUUGUGAUUAUUGCUUUCUGUAAAAAAAAGAAAAAAAAAAACAAAAACAAAAACAAAAGAAAAAUUAUAAACUGUGAUCGAAAAUUGAACGAAAUAUUUCGACAUUUCGAUUGAUUCGAGAUCAAUGUUUAAUUUCGCUAAAACAAUGAAAAAAGAAAGAAAGAAAGAAAAAACAAAAGCAAACAAAAAAGAAAGUAAAUAAUAGCCCAAGUUCACGUUUGUGUCGUUCUUGUUAACUUUAGAAAACGUUCGAGGGGGAAAAAAAGGAAAAGGGAAAAAGAAGAGGAAAAAGAAGAAGAAGAAGAAGAGGAGGAGAAAAAAAGAAAGAAAAAGGAAAAAGAGAAGUGAGAUAGUGAGAAAAGAAAAAAAGGGGGGAAAAAGGAAGAAGAGGACAAAAGGAAAAAAGAAAAAGGAACGUAUAAAAGAAGACUAAAGUAGUGAAAGACAUGUGCAAUGGGUAAAGUUCAAAGAUCGAAGGGACGGUACGAAGGGCAAGGACGGGCAAGUUACAGAAGUCAGGAUUGCCAGGGAACAUCAAAAGGAUGAUACUUUAUUUCUUUCGACGAGAACGGUCUUCUCUCGAUCGAUCGAUCGUAAGGCCCCCACGUUUCGUUCGUUUAAACGUUCAUCCCCUUUACACCCUUUCAUCCCUCCCUUUCACCUCCCCCCACCCCAUUCCACCCAAACCCAUAUACUCAUAUUCUCCUUACCAGUGAUGUAAAAAGAGCCAAGCCAAUUAGGAGCAAAGUAUCUCGAGACGUGAACGAAAAGGUGCGAAAAGGGAACAAAAAGGGAACACUCCUAGAGAAAAGUCCAUUCGGAUAGAGGAAAAAGGGACAGAGAGAGAGAGAGAGAAAGAGAGAGAGAGAAAGAGAGGAAGAAAAAGGAAAAAAAGGGAAAAAGGAAAAAAAAAAAGGAAAAAGACAUAAAAGGUGGGAUCGUUUGAAGAAAUGGCCGCUGUUUCAGUAUUUAUGCUCAGCGGUGGCAAUGAUAGGAGCAAAUUUAAGGUUCGGUAUCGGCGCGUCCGGAAACGUAACAUCCAACGCCACCAAAGUGUUUCAGUGUCAUCCCGGUGGUGUUGCUGAAGCAACCGUUAUAUUCAGUCUUGGUGCCCUUGGAAUGGGUGCUAAUAUCAUACUCAUGUCAUUGAUAUUAGCGAAACGACAAUUGCGAAGAUGGUCUCAGGGCUUAUUAUUUCAUCAAGCCAUGGUGGAUUGUGCAAGAGCUGCAAUUUUAUUACCCUUGGGCUCAAGUAUUUUGAAUUGUCAGCCAGUUAACAAAUGCUCUCUAGUUGAAACAGCUUUCUUACUGCUUGUAACAGUUUCAACAGUGAAUAUGCUUACAACUGUGUUAAAUGAUAGUCCUGUAUUCCCUGAGAGCGAUGAGGAAGCUGAAUUAACUGCUCCUUUACUUAUGGACUCACCGCAGUGCGUAUUAUUUGGUACCUUUAUGAUAUGGUUCGCUAGCAUAACCAUAAAUCUUGGUCCGACGUUUCUAAGCGGUGCACUGGCAGCCAACACGGAAAGUGGACACAAUGCACCGAGCUGUCCACUGGUGCAUGGUCCCUUUCGUCACUACAUUCUCAACGUUCUUUGGAUCGUCAUAAAUAUAAUCUGUGUCGCACUAACACUAUUUCACUUACGAAAACUACACAGAGACUUGACAAAAGCUAAUGUAGAAGCGGUUCGUGUAGCUGGUCUUGUUACUACAUUGGUCAACGUCACUGGUGCUCACCAAAGAGGAUCGAGUACCGUUCCUUGUGAAGAUGACACGAACGAUGCUCGAACUCCAGUGACACCAAAAAGAAGCAAUGCUCUCGAGGAGCACAGAAAAAUGAGAAAUUAUUUGAGAAGAAUGGAAAGGGAGGGUGUUCAAAGGGUAAAAAUGUUCCUGGUUAUUACUGCAGCGUACGUGAUAUUUUGGGGACCACUAUUUUUCGUCACGCUAGUGCAUCAUCCUAUCAUAGGAAACGCGAUUGGUUAUGAGGUCACUUUGCACAUAGCUUAUGUGCAUGCCUUCGUCAAUCCAGCCCUAUUUUUGACUUUACAUCGAGGUCUUAGACAAGGAAUGUCAGAUGUCUGUUGUACCUGUUGCGAGAGCAUAGCUCGGUGGAUUUUAGGUACUACGGCAAAUAAUACUAUCCAAAGUGUACAACCACCAAGAUAUGAGCCGCCAUUGAACGUACCAUCUCCACCGGAUCCACCCUUAGUACAACCUAUAUCAACAGCUGCUUGUGAUCUCACUGAUGUUGCACUUUUGAAACCACCUUUACCACCUAACGCUAAACAUCUAGUCGUUGAGGAUCAAGUACCACCAGACCCGUGGAGUCUAAUUUCAAGACCGAAAAGUACGUCAAGUCUUUACGAGGAAGAAUUGUCAAGAAGACCUAGUCUUUUAUUACCACCACCGCCACAACUGAAUGAUUUACAAAUGACGAUGAGUCCUACUAGCAGCGAUCUACCCAGUGAAUGAAUACCUUCGAACUAUUAUAUCGGAUUUAUCAUACGUGUACAAAAAAAAAAGAAAAAAAAAAGAAAAAAAAAAGAAAAAAAAAAAGUAAUCUCGUC
This is a messenger RNA of Vespa velutina, 3253 nucleotides long. RefSeq lists its product as uncharacterized. The transcript has 9 exons. Bases 1674 to 3158 code for a protein of 494 amino acids. Gene Ontology annotation, cellular component: membrane. Gene Ontology annotation, molecular function: peptide binding; G protein-coupled receptor activity. NCBI's taxonomy places the organism in Eukaryota, Metazoa, Arthropoda, Insecta, Hymenoptera, Vespidae. The record is from RefSeq and is a predicted model, not a curated record. Gene Ontology annotation, biological process: G protein-coupled receptor signaling pathway.